CUCAACAGCAAUGGCGGAAAUCACCGAACCUCUCAUCUCUGCAAAUCAACCACCUCAACCAAACGGGCCACCUCCAGACUUCGAUCCCGAAACCAUGCGCAAAACCAAGCCCGGCCUCAAGCGCCUCAUCAUAACCGUCUCAGUCCUCUUCUCCUUCAUUCUAGGCGUGCCGUUGAUAUACAAAUCGGUAGAAAUUUACCGCGCGCCAUUACCGUUCCUGGAAAUUGAUUCACUCUCAUCCGAAAUCGACUCGACUCCGCUUCUAUUCCCAUGUCGAUUCCAAGCCAUCCUCCUCGGCUUCGGCUCCAAAUCCUCCACCGCCUCUCUCGAAUCUUCCAUUCUUCUCCAAAUGACCAAACUGACCCUGCAGACGCCUCCAUGCGGCACCUGCAGCCCCAACCGCACCGUCUCUGUCCUCCUGGGCGCUCCAAUCUCCGGCGUUGAUUUCGACGCCGACGAUGAGGCUGUGGACGAGGCUCUGGAGGCUGCGGUCGGGGCCGGUUAUGGCUCCGGCGGAGGAGGGGAGGUGUAUACGGUGGUGGUGGUGAAUAGGGGCGGGGAGGAGGUUAGAGGCGUGGUGGGGAAGUAUAGGCAUGCUUGGAUUGUUGGGAGGGUUGAGGAGGAGGAGGCGGCGGCCAUGGCGGCGGAGGUGUUUGUCAGAGUGUUUGUGAAUGGUGGGAAGGAGGAAGGGUUGAUUCACGGCGAGUUUAUGCCAGUUGGUGCUGAUGGAACUCUUGUUCUCUCGUUUAAUUUGCUUAAUGCUGAUCCUCGAGAUUGGAUUUAUGAUUGGGACUUUCAGACAGUAGAGGUGACUCUGUUGACUCCAAUAAUUGAGGCUAUGAAACCAGUAGCAAACAUAAGUGUGGAAAGUCAGGUGUUAUACCAUGUGCCAAAGUCCUCAUUGUCUUACUGGGAUGACAAGUGGAACAGUUACGUAUUUGAAACCAAGGAUCUUCCUUUCUUUGUUAAUUCGAACGAAUGGCACCUGGAUACAUCCGUUGCAGCUGGUGGGAGGUCAAAGAUGUUGCACUUUGUGGUGUAUGUACCGUCUGCAAAGGAGUGCCCUCUUCUUUUACAGCUUCCAAACGGGCAAAUUUCCAAGACUAAUAGCUUUAUAUCUCCAAUGUGGGGAGGUGUUAUUGUGUUGAACCCCCAAACAUGCAGAAAGGAUUCAGAAAGUAAGCAUCCUUCUAGGCAUACAAUCUUGCAUGAGGAUCUGCAGAAGGUGUUUGAAGUUUUCAUGGGGCAGUUCCGCCAACUUUUUAGUUUUAAGUCUGAUAACCUGUAUGUUGGGGCUUCAGGGACAUACAACCUAUUACCUAGCGAAAGAGGCUUCACAGUAUGGGAAUUGGAUGUUUUGUCACGCAUGCAUACGUGCUUCAAUCUCCAUUCAUGUGCCACAACCCUUGGGUCUCUCUCCAGAUUGGUUCAAUCAUUGCCGAGGAUGAUUAUAAAAGAUGAGAUUGGAAAGCAGGUGAAGUAUUCUCUGGAGGCAGCAAAGUUGGCUCAAAGUAAUGCCUCUGUCGGUGUUUAUGAUGCUUCUGCUGUGUCCUCUAGGCAAGCAAGGUCUCUAGCAGAGGAUGCCUUUUUUCAUCCAUCGAUCAUGUCGGUCAGCUACUACUCGUUUGAGCAUUGUUUCGCCGUCUACUCGCCUUUCUUUCUGCCAGUUUCGAUGCAUGUUAUAUUGGCGGCUCUAAGAGAAUGGAGAAGAUACAAAAAAGAAAAUAAGAAGUACUUGGCUUGGAGGGCCAAAAUGCAGGAUGCAUCUUAAUAAGUUGUCCUGGAGCCGAUAUUAUUUGGUUUGAAGGCCAGAAGACAUCCAAAGAGCAAUGCAGGUGGCGUUUUCGGAUUGUGGCCUAAGUGACUCAUGAAGUAGAAACUAAGAGUAAUGAUAGAUCUAACAUCCAUCCCAAUUUGUUCAACAAUGGAUACAUAUGCCGUCAAAUGUAUUCUCACGCUUGGUUGAUGGUUCUAAUCUUUUGACAAGUCGGCGAACAAUAUUUAUAUAAUGCUAUGAUAAACUU
Messenger RNA from Argentina anserina (silverweed cinquefoil), 2024 nucleotides. RefSeq lists its product as uncharacterized. The coding region runs from base 11 to 1771 and encodes 586 amino acids. Lineage: Eukaryota; Viridiplantae; Streptophyta; Magnoliopsida; Rosales; Rosaceae. The transcript has 13 exons. The record is from RefSeq and is a predicted model, not a curated record. Gene Ontology annotation, biological process: attachment of GPI anchor to protein. Gene Ontology annotation, cellular component: GPI-anchor transamidase complex.